Molecule: messenger RNA, 1337 nt
Organism: Meloidogyne enterolobii
Lineage: Eukaryota; Metazoa; Nematoda; Chromadorea; Rhabditida; Meloidogynidae
Source: the annotation of a GenBank genome assembly
UUUUUUUUCAGAAAAUUAUGUUACUCGGUCCUUUAAACAAAAAUGUUGCUUCUUCCUCCAAUUAUUACAAUUCUUUUGCAUUUCCAUACACAACAACUGAAACAACACAACAACAAGCUCCUGUAGCUCUCAUCAAUUUUAGAUUGUUGCUUCCUUUGUUGCCUUUUCCCUUGUUGUUGUUAGUUUUAUUGGUUAUUUUGCCUGGAAUUCGAGAACAACGAUUAAUUUCUUUGUUAGCUAUUGGAUCACAAUUGUGUGUUGGGACUUUACUUAUUGGUUCAAUAACUCUUCCAUACUGGAAAUUGUCAGAAACAAGAGAAAUUCUUGUACAUUUACAACCAUUUUCCAAACAACGUCAUUUACUCAAUAUUGGAGUUAAUGUUGGUUUAAGUGCUUUAAAUAUUUCUCUUGAUUAUGUAAAGCCGUUUGAUGGACGUUUACCUCAUCCAAGAUCCUUGGCAAGUUUACACUUAAAUGAACAAUUUGAUCUGUCUGGCGUUUCUUCAAUGAAAACUGAGUUGUUUAAAGCUUAUAAAGAAGGACAACCAUUUCCUGUUUUGUGUGUUUUGGAGUAUUUUUCAUUGGGUCAAGAUGCUUUUUCUUGGGGAAAUCAAUUUAGAAAAGCUGGGUAUUAUACAAAAGCUUUACUUUGGUUUACUUUUGGAUGUUGGUUAUUACAAUUUAUUUUACUUCCAUUUCUUCCACAUUAUUUUGCUAAAACUGGACUUUUAAUUGGUUUUUUAAUUCUAUUGUCUAACAUGCUUUAUAUUUUACUUUCUCCAAAUGAUUUACAUAUUGCAUUUCCUUCACCAAAUGGUCAUUCCAACUUUACACAAUUUCGAUUUGGAAUUUGUUUUUGGAUGAAUGUUAUUGCUGGUUUUGUUGCUCUAUUCUUUGGUGUAUUGUUUUCUCUUCUUCAAUUCUUUCAACUAUAUACACUUUCAACAUUUCUCGAUUGUUCUCUAGAUGAAACUGUUUGUCCAAUAAAAUAUAAAUUUGGAGGAAAAUGUGAAGAACUUUUAAAAAAUUCAAUAAAAAAUCAACAACAAACAUCAACAGAUUUAUGUGUUGGGGAAGAAUCUUCAUUAAAAGAAGCUUGUUCAUUACAACAUUCACAAUCUUCUGGGAAAUUGUCUAUUGCAAGUUCUGUUUCUUGUCUUUCUGUUGCAAGUUCAGUUGGUUCGUUUGUUAAUAUUGCUAUUACUAAUAAUAAUACAAAUAAAUAUACAAAACAACAACAACAAAAACAAAAUAAAGAUGAAAAUGUUGGUGAUGAGAAAAAUCAAAAAAAUGAGAAUAAGGAUGAGGUAAAUUUUAUUUAUACUAAAAGGGGUUAG